GAGAGAUGCCAGUGUUUCAUGAACAGCCAUGUCUGGCAGAAGUGUUCCAAGGUAGCAUUUUCCUGUGAAGUGAAGUAACUCGUCCGUGUGAGUGUGUGGGGUUUGGAGUUCACUCCCAGCUUUUCCUGUGAUUUUAUUCGCUCUGAGUUAGCAUCUUUCUUCACUAUUCAUCUACUAGUUGUGUCCAAGGAUGACUUCAAAGGAGCGCACUGCCUUUGGAUACAAUGAUGAUGAUGAAAGUGAUACGGAGUCAAUUGAUUCUUCUGUCAAUCAGAUGGUCUGCCGCUCAGAUAUCAAAACAGGACCGACUUCUGAUACAGAAGAGGAAGGUCUUUCUAAUGUAAAAUACCAGCCUGCUGAAUUUUUGGAUUUGUCCAAGCACAAUUCUUACAAUAAAACCAGUUUUGUGUCUGGUGUCACAGAAAUUGACCUCACCGACGAGGAAAUGACCAACAGUGGUGCCAACAAUGGUUAUCAUUCGGAUUCAAACAGUGGCUCCUCAUCAUCCUCUUCCUCCUCUUGUUCAUCUGACUCGGAUUGUUCUAGCUGCUCCAGUGAGUCCAAAUAUUCCCUAUCUGACAAUAAUGGUCGGUCCUCUGAAGAAGAAGGAAACCGGCCUAAAUUUACUUGUAACAUCUGUAUGAAAACUUUUGCCUCUAACAGUACGCUAAAACGACACAUACGAGCAGAUCAUUCUGACGAAAAAGAUCAUUAUCCUUGUUCUGUGUGUGAGAAAAAGUUUCCCUCAGUUGUGCAUUUGAAAAGACACUAUCUAACACAUUUUAGUGGAACUGCGCCCCUAUCAUGUAAGCUUUGUGGGAAAACUUACUCCCAAAAAAUGCAGCUUGUUGGUCAUAUGGCAGUCCACAGUAAAGAAAACCGAAAAGUCACCUGUUCUAUUUGUAACAAAAAAUUCACAAGUAAGUCUAUUCUGAAAGAACAUGAGCUCGCCCAUGCUAAUGGGCAAUUACACGCUUGUGAAGUGUGCGGUAGGUCCUUCAAACUCAAAUCAUACUUACUUGUGCAUGAACGCACUCACUCAGUGACAAAACAAUACACAGGUGAUAGACCAUUCGCGUGUAAUGUCUGCGGGAAAUCAUUUUUAAGUAAUAGUAAUUUAGAACUGCACUCACUUGUGCAUGCUUAUGAAAAAACCACUUUUCCGUGUGAUGUUUGUGGUAAAAUAUUUUAUAGAAAGUCCAAUUAUGUUGCCCACUCUAAAGUGCACAGACCUGUCUGCCAGGAUUAAUUACGGCACAAAUUUAAAGACAAUCUUGGAAUUGUUUCAUUUAUCCACACAUCGUGUUGAAAGUUUCUUAAAUUUUUAUUCUUUAUUACUUAAUUGAUUACCUAGUCUAAAUUUAGAAUUUACCUGAUUCAAUUGGUUCAAUUGAUAAGUUUUGAAUGUGCUACUGAUAAAUAUUUAUAUAUUUUUUUUUUUUUGUCUUUUAUACGUCCCAGCUUGAGAAGUAAUUUGUAAUGACACUGGUUAAAAAUACAUAUAUGUUUUUAUAUGUAGUUGAAAUGUAUUCUGCCUGACGGAAUUUUUUAAAAUGCGUCACAUUAUACUUAACUGAAACCUGUUUUGUUGUGGACUUGAUCUCUUAUUUGUUUGUUUUUAAUCGCGAAGAGCUUACUUUACCUAUUCAAAGAAUGUAAAUGAUGUGUGUAUGUAUUUAUGUUGUCAAUCUACUUGAAUUAUUGUAAGUUAAUCUUCAGCUAGCUGAGCUAUAUUCUUUGUUUUAAUAACUCUGUAAUUGGUUUCCUGUGUAACGCAAUCAGAGCCACUAAGGUUUUCUUCAUUGUUCCUCAACAGAUUUUGCAAUGUAAAUUGUUUUUCUGUUGGGGGUAAUUUUAAAUGGAUUUGAUAACUCCUUAGAUAAAUCAGAGGGUAAGAAAAUUUGGUACAAACACGGUUGGUAAGCACUGUCCCAGUUCUGAAUCGGCUGUCUAGCAGAAGUUAGAGUCCCUGUAUAACCAGAUUAGCUCAAGAUGGAAUCCACUUCUUAUAAGCGCUUGUUUUUAGGCUUCAUGAAUGUCAUAACCAGGCAAGAAGAUUACUUAUUUAACGAAAGCAAAUAUUUCAAACUGGAAUAGACCAGGGAACUGAGGACAUAGCGAGGAACAAAUGAAUAGAGGGGGAGAAUGUAGAAAAGGAAUCUGGGAAUGAGUUGAUCAAAGAUAACAAAAAAAUUGCUUAGUGAAUAAUCUUCUUGCCUCUUUGCAACGCCCUUGAGCAGAGAUUGUACAACUCUGGUUAUAAGGAACUCUAGCAGAGUUUGCCCUUUCACUAUCUUGUACAUCCAAAAAGGCUCUAAAUCUAGAAUAUCGGUAUUCAUUUCUUGCGUUUGAUAAAAGCAGGCCUCGCAGCAUCUUUUCAGGAAUUAAUGCCUCUUCUGAUGGUAAAAAUACUUUGCUAUGUUAUCAGUGCAAUCUAGCUGCAUUGUUUUAAUCUAUCAAAUAAGAGGUGUUAGUUUUACUAGAAAAAGGCUAGAGCAAAUUUUCCUGACAAAGAUAAGCACCAAGUGGAAAGAAAGAAAGUGUAAAAGCACUGAGCUCAUCAAGCAGUUCAUAAAACGCUAGGAAGUGGCUUGUUCUCAAUGACGCUGUGGUUCACCUGUAUUAAAGUUGUCAAAAGCGAGGCGCCUGGUUUUAUUGAGGUAUAUUUGAUCUCUUUGAAACUGAUGCAAUUCAGAAUACGCGCAUCCCCAGGUUCUUAUGCAACAUUUUAAAGCAAGUACAGAACGUGCACAAAGUAAUCUUUAAAUUCUGUUGUAUGAAAAAGCUAUUAAUAUUAUACCUAUCAAGUAUUUUUUUCACAACGUUGGAACAGUGAAUUAGUUAUCUAAUGUAAUUUAUUUCAAAAUUUUAUUUAUUAUAAAUGUUUAUCUUAUUUCAAUUUUAAGAUAGCAGUGUUUUUCCUUCUGAAAGAUUUAAUGCUGCAUCUAUGCAUCAUCAAAUGGAGCUACCAGUGCUGAUGUAACUUUUUGAGCUAAUGCCCUUAAGCACUCAUCAUUCAUUGUUCUGAUUCAACAGCAAAAUAAAGUUUUCAGUCAUGCAAAGUAAAAUUGGAGUCUGAGGGAAUAUUCAACCAAUUGAAAACUCUGGUUCAUAACAGUUAGGUAAUGAUCUCUUUUCAAUCCUCGGUCACUAUUGAUCUAAUUGCAAUAUUUAACUGAUUUCACAACUGAAUGAGCAAUUUCGCUAAGGCUAGCUUUCUGUAACGGAGCUCCUAAUUUUUGCAAGAAAAUUUCUCAGAAAUGUCUGCGUUUUCAAUCUGUCACAAGUUAGUUCUGAACUUAAUCUCGGGUCAUAAUUUUUUUUCUUAUUUUUAGGUUUUUUAGAAGUUUUUUCCCCCUUAUCUCACUAUGACCUGUAGCUAACUUCAGUUAAUAUUUCACCAUUGUCUUGCAUAUUUUCUUGGACUGCUGUUGAAUGAAGGAAGAAGAAAAAAACGACCCAAAUCUUGAAAAUUCUCCUAAGUGCAAACAAACGAUUGAAGUUAUUUUGAAUGAAUUCGAUUUUACCUUCCUGAUAUUGUCAACAAAAAGAGAAAUCGAGUCACAUGUUUAUGGGCCUUGUAUAUUCUUUUAUAAUAGUGUAUGUUUUAUUCUUAUUUUUCUCUCUUCACCCUGCUAAGUGCUUUACUUCAUAAUGUUGCUGUAAAUCAUAUGCAUAUGCAUACCCCAGUUGAAAUUAUGAAUGUCCUCUGACAAGUAUUGAUUGUAGCCUCUCAGAUAGCCUCUCCUAAUUACUGAUUUAUGAUUAAAUUCUACAGAAAUUUUAGAAUGUUCGUACCACAUGUUUUAAGAAAAGUUAACAAAGUCUUAUAUCAUCUGUCAUCAGGGGUGCAAAAAGCUCUGAAGAACUCAGUUUCUUCAAAAAAUUCAGUUUUAGGCAGCUAUUCGGGAUUUCUUCCUUAUAAUCUCAGGUCUUUGUCUCUAGUUUUUAUGCCAUCCGACGGACUGUAGUUUUUUUUCUUUAUGUUGAAGUUAUUUUGUUCAAAGUUUAAGAAUGUUCCCUCAAUUAUUGUUGAUUUUGAGAUCAGAUAUUUUUGCAUCCCUGUCUGGCAUUUUCGAUCAGUGCUAAGCAAUCUUUCCUUGCAAUUUUGCCAAAUCGGGUUUUUCUGUUAUCUUUGAGCACACUCUCUAAUUAUGAAGAACUGGUGCUAAAGAGUCAAGUGAUUUCUCCUUUUCCUACUCUCCUCCAAAAUUUGAAAAAUUGGCUCAAUCAGUUUGCUGCGAAUAGUAACUUCAAUGGACGAUUUGAGAAACCACGUCUCUCCAUACAAUGUUUCAAAAUUUUCACUCUUAUCUAAUUUUUACGAAGAGAAACGAGCUAGAUUUUCAGCUUAAAAUUCAUUCAUAAUAUUCUGCUGACAGAAAAGAAAAAUCAAGGAAAUUUUUAAGAAAUUGUGUUGACUAGUUUUUGAAAGGAAAAAUAAAACAUGACAGGUAGGUGUUGGAAACUGAGGUACGUGGUUUCGCACUUCGACCAUCGUUACGUACCUUCAAAGUCUUGGCUCUUAACUUUUUCCUGUAUAGCGUAUAUUCAUAUAUUUACUUGGGGUUUUCAAGCAAGUUUUAGGCCCAUAAUGUAAGAAUCUUCACCCCUGAUUACUUGGCUCCCAUUUGUUGGGAAAAUAUUGUCUGCAGAACAGUCAAAAAAUCCAUGUACUCGUAAGUCGGUUUUGGAUCUUGUUCCAGAAAGUUUCCCCCUAAAACUUUUAACACUGUUACCUUUAUUACUAAAAUAAACAUACAAAUUUGUGAACCUUCAUUCAAGUUCGUGUAUGAUCAAAUCCUCAGAUUGCUUUUAAGUUGUUUCAGUAGGUAACCAUUAAAAAAUAUUUCUUCCCCCGUCAACCAGAAGAAUAUAAUGAGGCAUUGAGAGCAUUAUUUUUUUUUUCGUUGUUCUUGUAGAUAGUGAUCUAAGGCCUCAUCUGAAAUGUUAAACUAAGCACUGUCCUGUUUUCAUGCUUGAAAAAAGGAACUGAAACAGGCCUUAAAACUGAAACACUGAAAUUAUUGUAUCCUCGAAAAAAAAAAGAAACUUGAAGUGUUUGUGAAUGACUGUUUUUUUUUUUUUUUUUUUUUUUGCUCAUCAUAGUUAAAAAUUUGUUUUGUUUCAAUGAAAAGGCAUAAGUCUUUAAUUUAUCUGGUUAUAAGGUUUGAUCACCUUGCAUUGUCAGCGAAUCUAUAUCUGUGCAAUAAGACCAGCAAUUUUCAAAUUUUGUGCUAAAUUUCUAUGACUUAAGGAGCUAAUAAUAUUAGCAAAUUUUACCCAGGUAGUGGAAAAUAAAUUAUUAUUUAUUUAAUACUAUCAUCAAUUUAUUUUAAUUUUUUUCAGCCCUCUUUUUAGAAUGAAAAUGCCAAAAAUAAACCCACCCGAUUUCAGUCCAUUAGCGGUUGAUAAUUUUGGUACUAAAUAAUGCAGCAAGCUGCAAAUGUUGAAUGGAGUUAUUAUUUGUAGAAAACAUUGAAAUCGUGUAUCUAGUAAUAAUCGGUCAAAUCAUUGUGAUACAAAAAUUAGCUUCAAAUUUAGAGGUCAUGAUAAGGGUUUUUUCUCUGUCUCUUAUUCUCAUUAUACUUUUUUUCCUUGCUCUUUUUUAAUCAGCGUGUAAUAUGUAUCAUGAAAAGAUAUUAUACUCAUUGCUUUUCUUUAAAACUUCUUUUUUUAUUUUUAAUCACUGUUACACUGUUUCUGAGUUAAAUCAUUUGAAUUUAUAUUAUUUGAUGUUUAUGAGAAUCUCUUGAGACAUUGUGAAUGUAUCACUCUUAUCCAGCAGGUUGUAACUGAUCACAAUCAAGUGAACACACAUUUCUAUUAAUUAGCGAUUAGUAGAGAUAAUUUCUAUUACAUUGUCAGAUUUCUAAGUAGCUGCUCAGUGCUCUGAUACAUCCUCAAGGUGUAAAAUUUUAGUUUCUCGAGCUUUUGACUUAGUGAGUUCCCUUUUUUGCUUGCUAUCCAAUAAAUGCGUUCAAUCCAUAUUUUUGUUGGUGUAUGAAAUCGUAGAAUUUACUAGAUCUCUUGAUUUAUUUGCAUCCAGUUAAGUUGUUGGUAAUUUUUCAAAAUUAAAAAAAUUUGACGAAAACUGUCUUUAAAUCAAGACUAUUUACUUUUACGUAAUUUUAUUUUUCUCUGACACGUAUCACCGUAUAUGUACAGCUAAUUUUUAAGUAAGUAAUUAUCUCUUUGUAAUUUACCUAUUGACUGUGAAACCAUGAAAAUGAGUAUCUCACUUGUGGUGUUUCAAAGCUUCCACAUCAAUUCUAUUUUCUUAGGAGGGAGGCUUUUGUCUAAAUUUUUUGAGAAAAUUGUUAGGCAAGCUAAGAAAAUCUUAUAGAAUUUUUUUCAAUGACGAUAAUCAGGCGCCAUUUUAAAGAAAAAAAAUUUGCAAUCUAAGGUAACAUAAUUUUGUGGUUUCACUAUCGUUAUACUAUCAAUUCGCUGUUAUCCUUUUCUGCUUCUUUUUUAUUUGUUUUAUUCACAAAUUUUCUGAUAAUAGUUGAACUUUCUAACCUCUAUGAUAAUUUGAAACUUCACAUUGCAAUACAAUUUUUGUUUAUUCUGUAAGAUUAUAUUUUUCUGAUUUCCAUUGUUUAAUAUUUAUCUGCUCUUUCAUUUGAUUUUUCUCGCUGAUUGUGAGUUGUAAGUCAUAUUGCCAUUCAAAGGACCAUGCACACAAUACCAAAAAAUUUGGUGCCAGCUAAAUUUCGAUGUUUCUUUUAUUAUGUUCUUACGGCCUUCUGAGCACAAUAAGCUUCAAAAAUGAACUCUCUAUGUGCCCUCUAGAGAAAUGAGAGGCAGAAACGAUAAUUUGUCUGCAUAUUUACAUGAAAUAUCUGGUAGAAAUAUUGCAACAUCCUAUUGUUGAUGAGGAUAUCUUUUGUUUCCUCACAGGCCCGAGAGAUGACACAGACGUUGAAAAUGGAAUUCCUGCGAACGAUAAGAGCGCUUAGUGCACACACUAAGCAACAGUCCCCCAUUUCCAUCAAAAAACACGUGAAAGAGGACCAAAAAAUUUACCUUUCAACAAUUUAACCCUGCUUUUCUCAAGUUUGGUACAUCGAAUGUUCAAUUUUAAAAGCUCAUCGUUUUAAAAGAGGCCAUGAGAGAUAACAUUAAAAAAUGCGAAAUGUAGCAAGCUUGGUAUUGUGAGCAUAGUCUUUUCAACUCUGUGUACAAAUUAGUCUAUCUUUGAAUUCUCUUUUUAUUUGUAAUUACAUUACCGGUAAUUGCAGUUCAUUUUUAUGAAGCUUGAUCAAUUUAUGUAUUUUACUAUGUAUUAUUACAAAAUUAUUAUUCACAAAAUUCCCUUUUGAAAUGUGUGAGAGUGAGGAGAAUAAAGUUUUACUAGACCAUUUGAAAUUGUGAUAUGGAAAGUGCUAAAAAUUGUCAUUGAUUUUAUUUAUAUCAUGUUGUAUGUUGCGACGCUUACAUCAACACCUAGAAGUCGUAAUACUGUGGCUACAUUUUCAUUGGUUUGAGGUACCAAGGAAUCAAAAUAUUGAAUUACAUCCCUUGUAUGCAUAGUGAAUACAUGUUGAGCAUUCAAGAAGCUUUUUUUCUGAAAUGGUAGCCACUUAUGUUGUGGCUGCUGGCUACAAGUGUUUACUGUAAUUGUAGAAUUGAUAUCAAGUGAACAUCUUGUCAAAUACAUUUUAAGGUAUGCACAAGCCAAAUAGUGCUUCCAAGCUCCUCCCCUCGGCAUCAUGCCUACUUUUAAAAGCAUUGUUCAAAUGUACAUAAUCGAGACAGAAAGUAACUUUUCAGGCUUUGUUUCUUGAAACUUGCUUAUAAUUUUUCGUUCUGAAUCAUGAUUUUUUUUUCUUUAAUUAUUAUCAUUACUAACGAUGUAGUUCUCAGGAAAUUUUCGAAAAUUUGAAAAACCUUGUAACUCCUCUUUCUCGACUUUUUUCUCCAGAAAACUAAUUGAUCUGCGCUUGAAUAUUAUUUUCCUGUAAUUUGUGAAAGAGCUUAGUCAAUUUGUGUUAGAAUUCAUCUGCAAAAUUAAACAAGCUCCAUUUUUCGAAAAAGAACCUAUAGAAUCUUUCCCACCACCAAGAUCACCAAAAAUAUGUAUACCUGAAAUGUUUCAUCUUGCACAACUUUACUUAGGAUGAAUAAAGCAGAAAUAAAUGGGUGUGUCACUUGAAUAUUAUACAUUAAGUCUCCUUAAACUUAUAUGGCCCAUUCUAGUUAAUUUUGAUAGCUUUGACUCUCACCGUUAUAUCUACUUUCACGCCAUUCAAUUAUGUUGAGUUUUCCUGUAAAAAUUACCGGAUAAUUAUCGCAGUUUUUAAACGAAUAAAUCAUUCCUUUUAGCUUCAUAAUGUUGAUUAUUUCUCUUUUUCCGAACUCAUUGCUUUGUGCAAUUACAUUCAGUGUCUCAAUGACUAACUUCCAAAAACAGAAGCAUAACCAUGAAGAGGAGUCAUUGGGUAGGGGAUUUGGACCCCCUUCCUCUCCCAUGACUUGAAACCUUUCCGAGAAACAACCAGUCUCUGUCAAUUGAGGCAAUUUUGUAUAUAAAUACAUAUUCAAUCAGAAAUGUAAUACCCCACUCGCCCUCCAAGAAAAACUCCAGGUCAUGCCACUGUCAUCAUAAAAUCUAGAUUUAUAAUAGACAUAUGGACCAUAAUAUCCCCGAAAACAUCUGCACACUGGUUGUAGGUUUUGUUCUCAAUACAUACUGGUCUCAAAAUCACAACGUAAAUUAUCAGCAACAUCGAUAUUCAUUCUUUAGUAACAAGUGAUAACAGAUAUUCAUAAAUAAGAUCUUCCAAUAAUAGAUGGAAAACUGAAUUUUUAAAAUUAAACUAAAUUUUUAACGAUGGAAAACUUAUUUUAAUCACACCCAAGUACAUUAAGUGGAGUGAAAUUUAUGAUCUUUACCCAAUUGUUCUCGAUUUUUACAUUGAACAUGAUAGAAAAAUGCACUUGCCUAGUUGUGUAAUGAACAUAAACACAUAUCGAUGGUGAAACUGUAGAAAUGUGUACCUCCCAUUUGAUAUGCUGCAGAUCUCUGGCCACGAUUUAUUCUCUAAAUGAUUAAAUACAUGAUGUCAUUUUUUUAUUUUAAAAAAAAAACGAAUUUUUCAGCUCCGUGAAAAGAAUAUUAUUUAGAAAUUUCAAGCAAUAGUAUCAGCUCAUUCUCCCUUAAGAACAAGAAAUGGGAGCGGUGACUUUAAAACACCGCCAACGAGUUAUGCAUUUUGUAGUUUCACUGUCGAUAUUUCAAAUUUAGAGAGCACAUGAUCUCUUAUUUUUAAGUGUAUCACUCUCACGAUGGAUGGUUGUAGUUUUCAUUAUUGGUAACUAGCAUUAAUUAAUAAUUUAAUGAAAGCAAUACCCAGUGAUGCACAACAGUCUCAGGAUUUGGUGGCUGAAAAGUGAUGAUAGCCCUCCCAUUUUCCUUAGGACUUCACAUGUUCAGUGGUCGCAUCUAAAUCAGAAUGAAAUGAAAGAAUAAAAAAGAUUGUGACUUGCUUCUUCUUUAAGUUUAGGUACUUUUUAAAGCUUUGCGAUAAAAUUAUUUAAGUCUUUGCUUCUUAGUGAACGUAGUUGUUUUCAUGAAUUUUAAAUUCAGCAGUUUUGUAUUUUUCGUCUAAAAGGGAAUGAUUCUAAAGAAAUUACUCGAGCAUUCUCUCAUAUCUCUUCCUCAAUCUUUCCUCUUUGUUUUAUUUGUUAAGUAGGCAAUUAAUAAUUUAUUUAUUUAUAUUCACUUUCAGUCAUCCUAGACAUAGUAAACUAUAAUGAUUUUUGCCAAUGCCUAAACUAUGAAGUUAUGAGUUUGGAAAAUUCAUGGAAGAACUCAUUUGCACAUUUUGUAAAUGAUUGUUUUAGUUGUCGCCUGAAAGAACAAAUAAUAAACGAAAACUGACGAAA
Messenger RNA from Bemisia tabaci, 9891 nucleotides. RefSeq lists its product as uncharacterized. The record is from RefSeq and is a predicted model, not a curated record. Lineage: Eukaryota; Metazoa; Arthropoda; Insecta; Hemiptera; Aleyrodidae. Gene Ontology annotation, cellular component: nucleus. Gene Ontology annotation, biological process: regulation of gene expression.